Messenger RNA from Onychostoma macrolepis, 3532 nucleotides. Its product is annotated as CD276 antigen homolog. NCBI's taxonomy places the organism in Eukaryota, Metazoa, Chordata, Actinopteri, Cypriniformes, Cyprinidae. The coding region runs from base 615 to 1124 and encodes 169 amino acids. The record is from RefSeq and is a predicted model, not a curated record. The transcript has 5 exons. Gene Ontology annotation, cellular component: external side of plasma membrane. Gene Ontology annotation, biological process: immune response; T cell costimulation; negative regulation of T cell proliferation.
GGCUGCUCUCUUCCAGGAAGGAUGAGGGGUUAUUCGGUAUGUGCAGUAUAAAUAUCAUCAUUGUAUCUCAUUGUUGAUUGAAGAAAGCCAUGUUGCAACUGCCUAUGUUACAACCACUAUACCAAGCUGAGCUCUCAAGAAGUAUUCAAUUGUGUGUUUUUUUAAAAAGUGUAUGGAUAUGUAUAUAAAUAUAAGAUAUUUGAUAUAUUUAUUCAAGUGAUAACUGAGACAGCUUUGACAAAAGCUAUAUGGUAUAAUUAGUCACUAGAAAGUUGAUAGCCUACACAUGGGCAAAGGAUAGAAUAAUCUAGGUUUCUGGGUAAGUUUAACAUAUUCACGAGAAAAGGAGGAGGGGACUGGCAGAAAACUUUGGGACUUUUUCGAGUGUAGGCUAUUUAUAGGCUAUACAAUCUCACUGGAAAUGCCACAGUAGCCUACUGCAUGUGAACCCCGGGAAGAGCUAAGGAGAAACUACUUUUGAGAAGCAUCUCAUUUCUCUGAGCAUUUACUGUAAUAAAACUUAAAACGAUUGCUUCCAUAUGGACCACGUCAUCUGGUUUUGCAAGUUGAGCGUGUACAUCUGGUGUUAAAAACAGUAAUUCACUGUUGUCAACAUGGACUUAUGUGAAACUGGAAAUCUCAGGAGGUGGUGGUUAUUUUAUUUCCUGCCUGUGUUUCUUUUAACAAAUGAAGUGUCUCUACAGGAGACUGUUGUGGGUUUUAUUGGAGCCUCUGCUGUUUUACCUUGUUCUACUAAGAACUUUACAAGUGAAGACAUAGAAGUGCUGUGGAGACACAGCGGCCAGAAUGUGUAUGCUAUCAUAAAGUGUAAAGUCUCUGUGGAAGGACAGGAACCACCGUACAAGAACAGAACUGAAAGCUUCCCUGAGGAGUAUAAGACUGGAAACUUCUCCCUCAAACUCAACAACCUUCAACACACCGAUGCAGGAAAAUACAAGUGUUACAUCAACAUGAAGGAAUCAGUAAUCAGUGUUGAGCUUUUGAUUAAAGAGAGACAAACAAGAUCAUUCCCCAGUGAAGGAACAAAACCAAGACCAGAUGUGAUUGUAAUGAUCAUUUCCGUUCUGUGCACGGGCAUUAUAUUUUCAUUGGCUGUAAUAUGAACCAGUCCCAGGCCUCAUCUGAUGCGCUGCAGAAAGUUACAAUUAUUUUAUUAUAAUCGCUAGGACCCAUUUCUCAAUACUUAAGGCACUUUUUCAAAACUCCCCACACAGUUCUGCAACAAUACAUUUCAGCUUGGCACAGCAGCUAAUUUCAAAUUCAAAAUGCACUAAAACUAUAAAAACACUUCAUACUUCUUGUGUUAAAUCAAAUCGUUCUUCCAUAGCACUAUCAAAGAUUGUCACCUCAUAAAAUAAUGAUCUAAGAACAUUAUACAACAUUUUCUUUUGUAAAAUUGUUUUAUUGCGGUUUUAUUCCAAUUUGUAUAUGUUAGGUUUUGACCUUAGGUUUUACUGUAAAAGGACUAUGUAAACAUGCAAGUUGCUCUGUAGGAGUAAGAAAGGAAUUCUUGUAAUUGGAAAGCUGUCAUCACUGAAUGUUUUCUCUGCGCCAAUGCAAUGAUAAAUAAUGCACAGUUUAGGCCACAUAGACUGCGGUUGCGCUCACUGUGUGAAGAGUUUUGGGAAAGUGACCUAUGUAUUGAAAAAUUGGUCUUAGCAAUUAAAAAAAAAACUAUGUAAUGUGAAUAUAGCAAUGUUUUGUGCUGAUAACCACCAUAAUAAUACAGAUGCUAAAUAGAAAACCACGUCCAGAACUACUGUCCAGACAACAUUGCCAGAACUCGUUUAUAGAUGAACAUUUCAUCACACUAAAAAAUAGAAACAGAAAUAGCGUGCGACUUACAAAUGAGGAAUACAACAAGUGAUCCAUCAUAAAGAGGCAAAUAAACACAAGAAACGCUCAUAAUAUGAAGUUUCAGACUUUGUUUAGGCAAUUAUUAUUAUUAUUUUCCCAGUAGGAUGCAGUUAAGUGCUCAUAGAAGAAGACAUGAGUUUUCAGCUGUCAGGGAUUUGGUGUUCUGGAUGGGAAGAACAUCCCACCAGCCAGGAACAGUGAACAGAAAUGUUCUGGAAAGUGAUCUUGUGCCUCUCUGUGAUGGUACUGUGAGCUGUCGUUCACUUAACAAUCUCAGGCUUCUGAAGGGCUUGUAAACUCAUAAGAGCGAGUGGAAGUAGGAAGAUGCAGAGCCAGUGUAGACAGAUUUAAGAGAGAUGUUGUACUUUUGGCCUCGUUGAAGCCCAGUCGCACUGAUAUGUUCUGGAUCAUUUGUUAGAGGUUGAAUUGCGCAUGUUGGCAGUCCAGCCAGAAGAGCAGUGCAACAGUCCAGCCUAGAAAUGACAAGGGCCUGUAUCUUUUGGCUGGCAGAAGAAUGAGUAUUUUGGAUGUAUCACAAAAAUGUGAUAAAGUCUUAGGUCCAGUAAGACCUUAUAUAAGAGUAUUAUUUAAACAGUAUAUUUUAUGGUAAUUUUCUUUUUUUUUUUUACAGUAUUAUAUAUAUAUAUAUAUAUAUAUAUAUAUUGAUAUUAAACCAUUUAUUAUUUUUCCACUUACAUAUACAACAACUUACAGUUUUUACAGUAGAAAUGAUCCGUAGAUUAAUAACACAUAAUGGGUGCACUGAUGAAGAGAUCACAAGUUGUUUUCUGUCUGCAGUGCUCAAGAAUCAACACUUGUUUUUUACUGAAUGUGUAUGUGACAGAGAAGUGGACUCCAGUUUUGCUGUGUACCUUGUGUUGAUUCAUGGUGUUAUUCAUUUGAUAAAAUUUAUAUGGGGUUUGCAAUUUUAUAUUUCCUGUUUUAGCAGAGUGGGCGUCAAGCACACCAGUAGAGCGAGCGCUUUUGCUGCAGUAUAUGGAGAUGCUUGUGUACGAAUAUGUUUUGUUUUUGCACUACUCCCAGAGCAAAUGUGACCCUGGACCACAAAACCAGUCAUAAGUGUAAAUUUCUCGAAAUUGAGAUUUAUACAUCAUCUGAAAGCUGAAUAAAUAAGCUAUCCGUUGAUGUAUGGUUAGGACCGGACAAUAUUUGGCCGAGAUGUUCAACUAUUUGAAAAUCUGGAAUCUAAUAAAAAAAACUAAAUACUGAGAAAAUUGCCUUUAAAGUUGUCCAAAUGAAGUUCUUAGCUAUGCAUAUUACUAAUCAACAAUUAAGUUUUAAUAUAUUUAUGGUAGGAAAUUUACAAAAUAUCUUCAUGGAACAUGAUCUUUACUUAAUAUCCUAAUGAUUUUUGGCUGGAAAAUUUUGGGAAAAUGGAUCAUUUUGACCCAUACAAUGUGUUUUUGGCUAUUGCUACAAAUAUACCCCAGCGACUUUCGUUUUGUGGUCCAGGGCCACAAAUGGUAAAACAUAAUGUUUACUUGGGUCUCAAUCACUUUUGUUUUGUGUAGUUCUUGUGUACAAAGCUGUGGGCCUUAUUAGCCAUUAUAUGCCACUUACAAUUGAAAUACCAACUGUUGUUCAAUAACAAUUAUUAAAAACCUGAAAUUAAAAAUAAAAACAAAUAAAUACA